AUGUCGUACAACUACAAAAACCAGUAUAAUCGUCACAAUUCAGUGGGAGGGAAUUGGAACUUACCGCCUAUUAAUGGCUCCUCCUAUAAUCAAUCCAGCCCCAACCAGGAUUUAAAGAAUGAUCCGGCCCAGAACCAGGUCCCAGGAUUUAGAAACCCCUGGUACUAUUCUUCCCAGUCGCCAUCACUCUCGAGUCCCACCGGUACUUCUCAUGGAUCCCAUAGUCCCACCAAGUCCCAACCAACCAUCCCAUUAUUACAGCAGCAACAACAGGCCAAACGUCUUUCGUUCACGAAUCAGUUACCAACCACUUACGAAAGCGAUGCCAGUGGUCAGCUUCGACAGCACUCCAAUGGACCCAAUUUCAUCUAUCCUCCUGCGAGAGCUGACAAUCCGUUUAAUCAGCAUUACACGGACAUGGCAGUAGCAGGGCCAGAAAGAAGGAUGUCGGCGGCGGUAGAUAACUACACAGGCAUGGACCAGGGUGGAGCCGGAGUAAUGACCGAUUGGUCGACCCCAGCGAACUUGAACAACCGUCCAAAUGCUUAUACCAUGAACUCUCAAAUGGGGUACUUGAAUAACAACCGAAGGUCGUCGGUGGCGGCUGCCGGGUUCCAGCACUCGCCCGCUACCUAUAACGACUCCCGCUACAACAACUAUUACGGUGGGGCCAUGAGAUUUAGCCGUUCCCAACUGAUUGUUCAAUAUAACCAAUACCAGCAGUCGCUCCAGGACCAGAAGUUGACCUUCAGAAGAAAACCUGCCCCCAAGCUCAAGAAGGUCCACAAUCUGUUAGACUUGAAGCCCAAAGUACACCAACAGCCCAAGUACAGAAGAGCCAGUGUCAAUUCCAUACAUAUUUCUCCUGCUAAUGCGUUGUCGGUGUAUAUCACUGAGUCCUACGGCAUUUGUCAGCCGAAGAAGUUCCAAUACUCGAGGGCUACCAACCCCAAGAGGGUGUUGACCAAGCCGCUGGAACCCAAAUACAAUAAUGGCCACGACAACGACGAUAGUGACUACAUCUUGUAUGUUAAUGACAUCUUGGGCACUGAAGAGGGCCGUAAAUACAUUGUGCUUGAUUUGUUGGGUUCGGGGACAUUUGGGCAGGUGGUAAAGUGCCAGAACUUAUCGAACCAAACUGUUUGUGCCGUGAAGGUAAUCAAAUCCAAGCCUGCGUAUAUGAACCAGUCGUUGACGGAGGUGAGAUUGUUGGAAUACCUCAAUGCCAACAGCGACGGCAAGAACUUCAUAAAGUUAUACGAUACGUUCAUGCACAAAGAGCAUUUAUGCUUGGUGUUUGAAUUACUAGCAUCAAAUCUUUAUGAGUUGAUCAAACAGAACCAGUUUCAAGGACUCAAUAUGAGAUUGGUCAAGUUACUCACCAAGCAAUUGUUAGAAUCAAUGGCUGAAUUGAAAAAUUUCCAAAUGAUCCAUUGUGAUCUAAAGCCGGAAAACAUCUUGCUCUGUCAGCCAGAUAAACCUGAUAUCAAGGUGAUUGACUUUGGCUCCGCUUGUUUCACAAGAGAGACAAUAUACUCCUAUAUCCAGUCGAGAUUCUACAGGUCCCCCGAAGUUCUCUUGGGAUUACCAUAUGCUGAGUCCAUUGACAUGUGGUCUUUGGGAUGUAUUGUAGGAGAAUUAUUCUUGGGUUUACCGUUGUUCCCCGGAACGUCGGAGUAUAACCAGGUUUGGAAAAUCGUGGAUAUGUUGGGACCAAUUCCACGGCACAUGAUCGAGGUUGGGAAAAAUUCAAUGAACUUCUUUAAGAAGAAAGACAAUGGGCCUGACACUAAACCCACUUAUGAAAUGAAAACAUACGAAGAAUACCUUGACUUCUUGAAGCAACAUGAAAAGGAAGAAAAGUACAAGAAGGAAGAAAAGAACAAGAAUUACUUUAAGCAGAGGUCCUUGAAAGAUAUCAUCAUGCACUACAAAUUGCCUUCCAAGAAGAUGACGAAUUCCAUGGUUGAGAAGGAGUGUGAAGAGAGACUUUUACUCGUGGACUUUUUAACUAAGGUGCUCAACAUGAACCCAUUGGAAAGAUUGAGUCCACAAGAAGCAUUGAAACACCCGUUUGUCAAGAAUGUCGAAUUACUGAAUGCUUUCAAUACCACCGGUAACAAUCAAACCCACAAUACCAGGUUCCAACAUGGUAAUCACUUUAACGAAGCAUAA
Molecule: messenger RNA, 2175 nt
Organism: Yamadazyma tenuis ATCC 10573
Lineage: Eukaryota; Fungi; Ascomycota; Pichiomycetes; Serinales; Debaryomycetaceae
Gene: YAK1
Product: serine/threonine protein kinase
Biological process (GO): peptidyl-threonine phosphorylation; peptidyl-serine phosphorylation
Cellular component (GO): cytoplasm; nucleus
Molecular function (GO): protein serine/threonine kinase activity; ATP binding; protein tyrosine kinase activity
Source: RefSeq, a predicted model, not a curated record